This is a messenger RNA of Brienomyrus brachyistius, 670 nucleotides long. Its product is annotated as homeobox protein goosecoid-2. Gene Ontology annotation, cellular component: nucleus. The record is from RefSeq and is a predicted model, not a curated record. Lineage: Eukaryota; Metazoa; Chordata; Actinopteri; Osteoglossiformes; Mormyridae. Gene Ontology annotation, molecular function: DNA-binding transcription factor activity, RNA polymerase II-specific; RNA polymerase II cis-regulatory region sequence-specific DNA binding. The transcript has 3 exons. Gene Ontology annotation, biological process: regulation of transcription by RNA polymerase II. Bases 1 to 594 code for a protein of 197 amino acids.
AUGGGGGAUGCCGGACAGGCACAGAGGAGAAAGUUCUCCUUUACCAUUAAGGACAUCCUGGCCGAGCUUCCUGAGAGUGAAGACAGAGAGGGGGGUGUCGGGCAGGCGGAGGCAUCUGAGGGGCUGCCGCCAUCUCAGGUGAUUGCAUCCACAACCCCAGUAGAGCACCGUGACAACGUCUGCUUGUGCUGCUGCUUCUGUUCUCACUGUGGGGAGUCACUGAAGGCUGACUACCUACCUGUGACUGCGUGCCAAUACAUAUGGUCCAGAGGAAUGCUCCAAGAAGCGUCUAAACCAGCAGAUACCCAUAGCGGCCACGCUGAGGAGCUGUUCUUCGGUCAGAUCCAGAGGCGUUCCCGACGCCACCGCACCAUCUUUACUGAAGACCAGCUGGACGCCUUGGAGGAGCUGUUCGUGCAGAAUCAGUACCCGGACGUCACUGCCAGGGAGCAGCUGGCGCUGCGCACUCAUUUACGGGAGGAGCGAGUGGAGGUAUGGUUUAAGAAUCGCCGAGCCAAAUGGAGAAGACAGAAGAGACUGGCUUUCGGCACAAGUGACCUAAAACAUUGGAGAAAUGUCGAAAGCAAAAACUAAAUCACAGAAAAAAACAGAGCUAUACUAAAAUAUAUUUUAAAAGGCUUAAAGCACUAAUUUGACGUUGCAAUGGCCC